Molecule: messenger RNA, 2093 nt
Organism: Phymastichus coffea
Lineage: Eukaryota; Metazoa; Arthropoda; Insecta; Hymenoptera; Eulophidae
Product: microprocessor complex subunit DGCR8-like
Exons: 3
Coding region: 86-1876 (596 amino acids)
Biological process (GO): primary miRNA processing
Cellular component (GO): microprocessor complex
Molecular function (GO): identical protein binding; double-stranded RNA binding; heme binding
Source: RefSeq, a predicted model, not a curated record
CGAAUAUGGGAUCAAAACUGAAAGUCUUAUAGCAAAACGUAAUUUCAAAUUUGCCGACUCAAGUCAUUGAAUUCAAAUAAAAAUAAUGGAGGUAGAUGAUCAGAACACUGAUGGAAGGGCGGAGGUUAAAAAUAAUGAGGAUUCUGUUAAUUCCGGAGAAAAAUUCACUCAAGAAUCCUUAGAUAUGGAUAUUUCUCCAACUGAUGUUGCCGAACUCGAAGAAGACUGUCAACAGGAAAAAGAAGAGUUCGUACCUGAUAUUGCUGAAGAGGAGGAAUUGAGACAAUUUGAUGUGCUCGACGAUUUGGAAGCAUCUGAUUCAGAAGGUUGUUCCAAUGACAGUAUUGAUUCUGAUGUCCCAGAUGAUGAAAUUGAAGCUAUGCUAGAAGAAAGUCUGCCCGAAGAGUUCAAAAGAAAGUUGGCGGACAGAAAAAAUCAGGUGCAUUAUGAAGAGAAGGAAAAGCUUAUCAUGGAUGAGAUUGGACAUAAUCAUUUUGAAUUUUUACCUGAAGGGUGGGUCAAAGUAACACAUAAUAGUGGUAUGCCUUUAUAUUUGCAUAGACAGAGUAGAGUAUGUACGCUGUCAAGGCCUUAUUUUCUUGGACCAGGAAGUGUAAGAAAACAUGAAGUACCAGUAAGUGCCAUUCCUUGUUUACAAUAUAGAAGAGCAAUGAAAACAGAUGAGGAAGAAAAAAAAAGAAUGCAAGAUGUUCAAACUAGUAACUUGCCAAGUGCAAAAGUUGAAACUAUUCAAGAGCAUAGAGCAACACAAUCUAUUGAUGGAGAAAACCUUAGAAACUAUUGUCAAGCCCUAUUCCGUUUCAAAACCAUUAAAGUCUUGAGGUUCAAAUCUUGGUCUCAGAGAAGGAAAUUUGCUAAGAAUAGAAAAAAUCGUAAAGUAGAACGACCAACUUUACCAGAUAAUACUAAACUUAUCACUCUUCCUAUUGGUCUAAUUCCAAGAACUAGUAGUUCAACUAUAGAUGAAGACAGCAAUAAACCACCAAAGCCUUGGACAAUGAAUCCUUCUAAUAAGAGUUAUGUUUGUAUUUUACAUGAAUAUGUACAGCGUGUUUGGAAGACACAGCCUACAUAUAACUUCAAGGAAUUAGAAAAUCCAUCAACUCCUUACUCUGCAAAUGUAAGUAUCAACAACAUAGAGUAUGGUUCUGGUUUUGGUAGUAGUAAAAAACAAGCUAAAGCUAAUGCUGCAAAAACAGCUUUGGAAAUUUUAAUACCACAAAUGCGCGAUAAAAUUUUCGACAAUGCAGAAAAUAAUUCUUUGAACAGUAAUCUAUAUGUACAAACUUCCAAAGUUAAUACAGAUACAGAUUUAUCGUUUUUUGAUGAAAUUUCAAUUACUGAUCCAAGAGUUGCUGAAUUCUGUGCUAAAACUACUGAGCCCUUACCUUAUACAAUACUGACAACGUACUUGCAAAGAAAUCGCGACCUCAAAGACGUACAUAUAAAAUAUUCUGUGAAUACAUUGAAGCAUCAACGUAAUGAAUGUACUAUGAGAGUGGGUAAAUAUGAGAAUACAGUUAUCUGUAGAAACAAAAAAGAUGGCAAACAGAGGGCUGCUCAAGCAAUAUUGCAACUUAUUCAUCCUCACAUCAACUCCUGGGGUUCAUUAUUAAGGCUUUAUGGCUCUGGUAGUGUAAAAACAUUUAGAGAAAAGAAACAAUUGGAACAAGAAAUCACAUCACUUCAAGGUAAAGCUACAAUUAAUCAACCAAAUCAUGCAAUAUUAGAAAAGCUCAGGCAAGAAAUGAAGAAACUAUCUGAGGAAAGGCAAGCUGUGAAACCUAUUGGAAAAUUUGUUUCUCCAGACUUACCUACUGGAUCAACAUCAAAUUUAGAAAGUAUUGAUUUAUAAUAAAAUUCAAAUCAAUACCUAUGAACUAUCAUUCAUUUGAAAAACAUCCAAGAAACUAGCUAGUUAAAAAAAUGUAUAUAUUUUUCAAUAUAUUUUUACACAAACCAAAGCGCAUUUGAUCUAUAGUAGAUUUAUUUAUAGUAAUACUUAUUGUUACUAAUCAGUAAGAUUAACUUUGUUCAAUAAUUAAAGAAUGUUAUUUGUAAAUAAGUAUUCU